UUCACGCUCUGUGACACAUAAUUGUAACAGCGCUAACAAUGAAGAGGAUUACUUGACAACUUACUGACUACGCAAGUAGCCGUGAAUUAAAAUUAAUUCACUUUAUAACAUGGACAUUAACGUCAUGCUAGCAAGUAUCCGCUAGCCGGACUGCUUCAAAGUUUAACUUGCUCUGCAUUCUUCCGUUUUAUGACGAGCAUCCCGAACUGUUACUUUUGCCUUAUCGAGGUGCCAGCCUGCUGGAGUCAAAAUGCCCAAGAAAAAGACCGGUGCCAGGAAAAAGGCAGAGAAUCGAAAGGAGCGAGAGAAACAGAGCCGAGCCAACCGGGAUCAGGUUGAUUUAGCCAAACACCCCUGCAACUUCAUCAUGGAAUGUGAUAAAUGUCAGAGAAAACAGAAGAACAGAGCUUUCUGCUACUUCUGCAGUUCCGUGCAGAAACUUCCCACAUGUGCGCAGUGUGGUAAAACCAAAUGCAUGAAGACUUCGGACUGCGUUGUCAAGCACCCUGGCAUCCACAGCACUGGAAUGGGCAUGGUGGGGGCGGUGUGUGACUUCUGCGAAGCCUGGGUGUGUCACAGCAGGAAAUGUUUGAGCACUCACGCCUGCAUGUGUCCCCUGACGGAAGCCGACUGCAUUGAGUGUGAACGCGGCGUGUGGGACCACGGCGGGCGUAUUUUCCGCUGCUCCUUCUGUCAAAACUUCUUGUGCGAGGAUGAUCAAUUUGAGCACCAGGCAAGCUGCCAAGUCCUUCAGGCAGAAACUUUCAAAUGUGUUUCCUGCAAUAGACUGGGCCAACACUCGUGCCUACGCUGUAAGGCAUGUUACUGUGAGGACCACGCCAAGAGUAAGGUCUUCAAGCAGGAGAAGGGCAAGGCGCCUCCGUGUCCAAAGUGUGGCCACGAGACACAAGAGACCAAAGACCUCAGCAUGUCCACUCGCACGUUGAAAUUCGGACGCCAGACCGGCGCCGGCGAGGACGACGACGACGACGACUACGGCGCAUCAGGCUACGAUGCAUACUGGAAGAAUGUUGCGUCAGGAGGCGGAGGACACCAAGCGGACGACUACGACGACGACGACUAUGAAGAUGAUGAUUAUGAUGAAGAUGAUGAUGAGGAAGAGGAGGAGGAAGAUGAAGAAGAAGAGGAUGAAGCCAGAGAAGGAAUGGCUGCUCUUAAAUUAGAUGGAAAUGCCGCCUGAUCUGGCAGGUGGCUUUUUUUUUUUUCCCAUCACUUGACAACUUUUUUUUUGACUGUUCUUUGUCAAACAUGAUGUGUUCAACUGUUGCCAAACACGCAGCAACAACAACUCAAUAAAAUGAUUAUGUGUUGCCAGUG
This is a messenger RNA of Doryrhamphus excisus (bluestripe pipefish), 1338 nucleotides long. It is a transcript of the gene noazfp, whose product is annotated as zinc finger protein 330. Gene Ontology annotation, molecular function: zinc ion binding. NCBI's taxonomy places the organism in Eukaryota, Metazoa, Chordata, Actinopteri, Syngnathiformes, Syngnathidae. The record is from RefSeq and is a predicted model, not a curated record. Gene Ontology annotation, cellular component: nucleus.